AUGGAUUAUCUUGGGGAACAGAGAGAAGAAGUAGAAUGUCUAAAGUCUAUCUUCCCAGAUGAAUUCUCGGAGCUCAGCGCAUUUCCUCCAGCGUUUAUGAUUAGAAUUGAUGAUGUGGGCAUUUUCACCUCUGUGUCAUCUCUUCAGCUAAAGAUCUCUUUUCCGCCAACUUAUCCAGAUGAAAUCCCAUUAAUUGAGAUACCCAACCGUUCUAAUGCAAUGCCGAAAGAGUUUACAGAAGAACUGCUCUCUUUUAUACGAGUUUCAUGCAAAGAAUAUGUUGGAAUGCCUAUGGUUUUUAGUCUGGUAGAUGCAACCAAAGAAUGGAUUAAUGAAAAUGCUGUCAGGUUCAAGAGCUCUGAGGGAGAGAAAAAAUCUGUUUGUGAAACAGAGGAUACUGAAAAUAGUCCUGAUUCACUGACGCCACAAGAUUUGAAGUAUAAGCUGGAAACUGCCAAUGUGAAGGGGGGACGAUGGAACUUUGUUAUUGGUCUUAUUGGUAAUUUAACCGUUUAAGCCCUAAGAGUGAUCAGCAUCAAAUUUCUCCUCAUUAUUAUCAAUGCUUUGUAAAACAGAGUGGUCAUGAGAAUUACAGACAUGAUCACACAAGAUGAAUUUGCUUGAUAUUUUGUUAACUUCUCCCCACGCUUCUGUAGGAAAUGAAUAAGGGCAACAAAUGAGAAUUCAAAUUUUGAUCUUAGUGUAUAAUUUAGGCUCAAUUUCUGCUGUUUUUCCAAGUCCAGUCUUAAAUCCUCCCCCUUUUCUUUCCGGGUAAUGAGUGCGAUGAGAUGAGUUUAGAGAUGGGAUGGGAUGGGAUGAGAUGAGAUGGGAUGGGAUGAGAUGGGAUCGGAUGGGAUGAGAUGAGAUGAGAGAUGGGAUGGGAUGAGUUGAGUUGAGUUUAGCCUUGCUAGCAUAAAUCAACAUUCCCUUUGGGGGUGUGUGUUUUUUCUUGGUAACUUUAGUAAUAUGAUCCGUUGUUCUUUAGGAAAACCUUCAGCUGGUAAAUCCACAUUCUUUAAUGCUGCCACACAUCAAAAUAUGGCCAAAAUAGGAGCACACCCAUUCACAACAAUUGAACCAAAUGUUGGCCAGGCUUUUUAUGCCAUACCAUGCCCUUGUUCACAGUGGAGUCACCAGUGUCAUGCUAGAUUUGGACACAGUGCUUCUGGUGAAAGAUUUGUACCAGUAUUGCUCAAAGAUGUUGCUGGCUUAGUACCUGGUGCAUGCGAAGGAAGAGGGCGUGGAAAUAAGUUCUUAAGUGAUUUGUUAGAUGCUGAUGUUCUUGUUCAUGUGAUCGACCUUUCUGGGCAGACAGAUGAAGAUGGGAAACCCACAUUAGGUAACUCUUGGAGCCAAUAUUAUAGAGACACAUAGUUAAAUUGUAACUUUUGCAAUCUUCAUGCAUGAACAUCUCUUAUAAGCAGUCUCUCAUCAAAAAUACAGUGAAACCUCUUUAUAUGGACAGCAAAGGGACUGACAGAACUGUCUGCAUGUCAGAGUUGGCUACAUUUCCGAGACGGGAAAUGUGCUGUCGCACCUCUGGAAUAGGUAGAUUCUAUUUAUCUGCAAAGUGGUAGUCUUUGGUAUUUUAAACUUUGUCGGAACAUCAUGUCUGACCUUACCAGAAUUGAAAAAAAAUUCAUUGGACAUAAGCCAGUUGUAGUUGGACAUCGUCCAAUGUCCAACUAUUUCUUGCAGCUAUGGUGUCAGAAACUCUUGUAAGCGACCAUCUCACAUGAUCAGGAUUAUGAAAAUUAUUAUUCAUUCAAAAUAUUUCCCCUAUUCUGAUUGGCUAAAAGCACACGUUUAAUGCACCAUAACCAGUUACUGAUGACCAAAGAAUGACCAAGAAUUUUGUGUUUAGCGAGGAAAUGACAUCAAAAAUGCAGCGUUCGUGUCGGUUAAUGCACCAUUAACCAAGAAGACCUGGGGCCCGUUUCUCGAAGGUCCCGGUAACUUUACGGGCCCGAAAUCAAAUAUUCAAAUCGAAAUAUAAAGAAUAAGAGCGCGGGUCCUGGCUAGCAAACUACUCCAUUUUGUUUCAUUAACUGACAGUUUUAUCAUGUUAGAUGCAAAACUAUUGAAAACUCGAUCUUUAAUGUAAACGGAGACAGCUUACCGGGCCCGUUAAUUAUCGGGACUUUCGAGAAACGGGCCCCUGGGGACGAGGUUGAGUUGUUUUGGUUGUGAACUUAAAAAAUGGCAGACAUUUCACUUGUUUCAAGAGUAAAAACUAGGCGAAAAAAUAGCUAAAAAACAUGGCACAAACAGCAAGAAGACAACUCAAAGGGCGACCUCUGCUAUUUGGAGAAUAUUUGUGGAGCUGAACAACCCUAAACUUUCACCAUUGAAGAUGAACUUAACAUCGAUGGAUCGAUGGAGGUAAGCAUAUUUUAGCCAUGUUUUUAAACUAGGAAUUAUUUUGAAUGAAUAAUAAAACAGUUAUUGAAUUUGGCUUUCAUAUCAUAUAUUUAAGAAUUAUGGAGAUCUCGGAGGGUGUUAUCCGCCUAGGCCUCGACGGAUAACACCCUCCUUGAUCUCCAUAAUUCUUCAUAAGAUACUCAGCCUCAUUCAUUAAUUGCUAAGUAAUAUAAUAUCAUAAUUUAUUAUAUUUUUUUAAGUCCCCACCUGAACAGAAAAGAAGCAUUUUGAUGACUUGGUUUUGUUCUUUUUUCACUAGAGUAUGAUCCAACUAGAGAUGUAGAGUGGAUUCAUCAAGAGCUUCACAGAUGGAUUUACGAUAAUAUAAUGGACAAAUGGGAUUCAGUAAGAAAGAAACCAGCAAAACUCUGUGACAUGUUUACUGGAUAUCACACUUCACAAGCUCUAAUCCAGCUUGCAUUUGAGUCAGCAGGGAUUACAGAUGCUAGGCUAUCAGCCAUAACAAAGAUGGAAAGGGAUCAUGCUGAGCGUUGGGUACAUAAAUUGGUUGCUGAAUUUUUGCGGCUACGCUUUCCAAUCCUUUUAGCUCUCAACAAAGUAGAUCUUGCCAAUGCGAUAGAUAAUCUGGAUAAAUUUAAAGCACAGUUCACUGACAUGACAAUGGUACCUGUAAGUGCAAAAAGUGAAUGCUUUUUACAACAGAAGUGCAAAGAAGGGGACAUUUUCUACCAAAGUGGUGCUUCCCACUUUGAUAUCAAUACUCAGUCACAGCAAAAUAUGGAUGGUUCAGAUAAAGAACUAGCACAAAUAAAAGAACAUGUUCUUCAAACGAUUGGAGACACUGGUGUCCUGCGAGCUUUGUCAGAAGCUGUGAGUCUACGUUCACCAACAUAUGCCUUUCCUGUCAGUUGCCUUGACACCUGUCAAUCAGUCAGUGUGAAGGCAAAUGAAAAACCUCAAAUACUUCGAGACUGUGUUGUGCUGAAACCGGGAACAACAGUUGGAAAGUUGUUUGAUAUCAUGCUUUAUCCACCAGUAUCUCUGUUAGCUGGAGAGUAUGUUAGAGCAGAAGGAGUUGACUCCAAUGGAACAAAGAAAGUUUUGCACAAAAAAGACCUCAUAAAUGACUCCAAUCAGAUCGUGAAAAUUAUGAGCACAAAGAAAGCUUCUUAUUCUGCAAAAACUAGAAGUUAA
Porites lobata is the source of this 3576-nucleotide messenger RNA. NCBI's taxonomy places the organism in Eukaryota, Metazoa, Cnidaria, Anthozoa, Scleractinia, Poritidae. The record is from the annotation of a GenBank genome assembly.